AUUUUCUGCUCAUGCGCCCAUCAGUCAGCUCCAUCCCCUCUGCAGGAGACAUCCGGGUCCUCGGUGUGUCACAUGACCAGCGCUCUGCUGUCAUUCAUGUUAUUCAGCAGCAUCUAGAGCAGCUCUCUGAAUCAUCCUUAGCUUUCUCCAGGUCUCCUGCUCUUUAUCCCAAGAUGGCAACACUGGUGGCAAACAGGGCGAUGGACGUGAACGGCUUGGCAGCAGCGGCGAGGACACACACCCAGGCUGUGACCCGAAACUACAUCUCUCAACCUCGGCUAACCUACUCUACUGUGUCGGGUGUAAAUGGACCCUUGGUGAUCCUGGAUAAUGUGAAGUUCCCCAGGUACGCUGAGAUUGUCCACCUGACGCUGCCGGAUGGCACCAGGAGGAGUGGGCAGGUACUGGAGGUGAUUGGAAGCAAGGCAGUGGUCCAGGUGUUUGAGGGAACGUCAGGCAUCGAUGCCAAGAAGACUGCCUGUGAGUUCACUGGCGAUAUCCUGCGUACCCCGGUGUCAGAGGACAUGCUCGGGCGUGUGUUCAAUGGCUCAGGCAAACCCAUCGACCGCGGGCCCAACGUUCUGGCUGAGGACUACCUGGACAUCAUGGGUCAGCCUAUCAAUCCUCAGUGCCGUAUCUACCCCGAAGAGAUGAUCCAGACCGGCAUCUCAGCCAUCGAUGGCAUGAACAGCAUCGCCAGAGGACAGAAGAUCCCCAUUUUUUCUGCUGCUGGGCUGCCCCACAACGAGAUUGCCGCCCAGAUCUGUCGCCAGGCCGGCCUGGUGCAGAAGUCCAAGGAUGUGAUGGACUACAGUUCUGAGAACUUUGCCAUUGUCUUCGCAGCCAUGGGGGUCAACAUGGAAACUGCCCGCUUCUUCAAGUCUGAUUUUGAGGAGAACGGCUCCAUGGACAACGUCUGCCUGUUCCUCAACCUGGCCAACGACCCCACCAUCGAGCGUAUCAUCACCCCUCGCCUGGCGCUGACGUCAGCCGAGUACCUGGCCUACCAGUGUGAGAAGCACGUCCUGGUCAUCCUGACUGACAUGAGCUCCUACGCUGAGGCUCUGAGAGAGGUCUCUGCUGCCCGAGAGGAGGUGCCCGGCCGUAGAGGCUUUCCUGGCUACAUGUACACUGAUCUGGCCACCAUCUACGAACGUGCCGGCCGAGUGGAGGGCAGGAAUGGCUCCAUCACCCAGAUCCCCAUCCUCACCAUGCCCAAUGACGACAUCACCCAUCCAAUUCCUGAUCUGACUGGAUACAUCACAGAGGGUCAGGUCUACGUUGAAAGACAGCUGCACAACAGACAGAUCUACCCACCCAUCAACGUGUUGCCUUCACUGUCCCGUCUGAUGAAGUCCGCCAUCGGCGAGGGGAUGACCAGGAAGGACCACGCUGAUGUCUCCAACCAGCUGUAUGCGUGUUAUGCCAUUGGUAAGGACGUCCAGGCUAUGAAGGCUGUGGUGGGAGAGGAGGCCCUCACCUCUGAUGAUCUGCUCUACCUUGAGUUCCUGCAAAAGUUUGAGAAGAACUUCAUUGCUCAGGGCCCGUACGACAACAGGACGGUGUAUGAAACCCUGGACAUCGGCUGGCAGCUGCUGCGAAUCUUCCCCAAGGAGAUGCUCAAGAGGAUUCCUCAGAGCACCCUGGCCGAGUUCUACCCCAGGGAGUCUGGCGCCCGUCACUGAGGCACACUAAGGGAUGUCCUGGUUACCCACCCUCCUCCUUCUCUCCUUUUAUCCCUGUCUGUCAUCUCACCCUACAGCCCUGCCCCGCCCCCCAGGGUGGGGCUGGGAGACCAAUGUUGUCAGCCAUCCCAAAGCUCACCUCCCGUUUUCUCCACUGUUCUUAUUACCACCAGUUCAUCAUGAAUCAGCUCACCCCAACACCACCACCCCCUACUUCCCCACCCAGGAUGAUAACCCCCCCCCCUCCUCUGUAGAUGUACUGUACUGUAUAUGUGUCCAGAGGUUUUGUAUGGAAGGUGUCUGUGGUUGUGACGUCUACCCCCUUGAUUGCAAACAAGUCAACAUAUCCUUAAAAUGAUAGAUGAGUCCUUAUUUAUUGGGGCGUGUUACUGCUGGAUUCCCCUCUUCUUCUUCUUAUUUAAAUAAAUGUUUUGUAGUCUCCAUCUCCCACCAAAAACAAGAAGUUUCCAGCUGAAGGAAGAGGGGUGUGUGUGUGUGUGUGUGUGUGUGUGUGUGUGUCCCCAACCCACCGCCCUGCAGUCAUGAAGUUGGCGUUUUAUUGUCUUGAGAUUCAACGUAAGUAAGACUGACUAUCUGCUGACAGCUUCACGAAGUGGACAUCAUAAACAUCACCAUAUUGGUAUUUACCUGAGGCUGAUUUUAAAGUCCAGUACUGCUCUUAUUUUGCCGUAUGUAUUGUUUAAUAGUCCCUCCCUCCCCGCGCGCUACUCUGGAAAGAAUACAGUGGAUGUUUACAUUAUUUGUGUUUUGUUGUUUGAUUUGUGUCGUGAAAUUACGAGUAUAUAAGAUUAUAUUAAACAUUCCCGUCUGUCUGCAGAAACUAAUUCUUUGUUGUGCAACAAUACUGGUUUUGUGAGGUAAUGUGUAAUAAAUUAAAUGAUGUGA
Molecule: messenger RNA, 2591 nt
Organism: Sebastes umbrosus (honeycomb rockfish)
Lineage: Eukaryota; Metazoa; Chordata; Actinopteri; Perciformes; Sebastidae
Gene: atp6v1b2a
Product: ATPase, H+ transporting, lysosomal, V1 subunit B, member a
Exons: 14
Coding region: 12-1685 (557 amino acids)
Biological process (GO): proton transmembrane transport; ATP metabolic process
Cellular component (GO): proton-transporting V-type ATPase, V1 domain
Molecular function (GO): proton-transporting ATPase activity, rotational mechanism; ATP binding
Source: RefSeq, a predicted model, not a curated record